Babjeviella inositovora NRRL Y-12698 is the source of this 2451-nucleotide messenger RNA. RefSeq lists its product as uncharacterized. Bases 1 to 2451 code for a protein of 816 amino acids. The record is from RefSeq and is a predicted model, not a curated record. Gene Ontology annotation, molecular function: mRNA binding. The transcript is spliced from 2 exons. Gene Ontology annotation, cellular component: cytoplasm; nucleus. Lineage: Eukaryota; Fungi; Ascomycota; Pichiomycetes; Serinales.
AUGAACAAAAUCUUUGGACCCAAGUCCUACUUUGAAGAGGAGAGAAAGCGAAAGGAAGAGUUGAUCAAAGAACCGUUGUUGCGAUUGGUACUCGACGAGCUUCCGUUCUUAGAACCUACGGAGGCAAUGCAGCACGAUAAGUGGGAGGAGGUUAGUAUCAAAUUGAGCAGUUGCUUUCCAGCGGAAGAUCUCAACUCAGGCGGCAUGUACGUCAAGGAGCUCUACGAUAAAUGGCUUCUGGUGUUUGUCGCCCGAGAGCUCUACUCGGAAAAUUCAAUCCACAUCCAGAAUCACCAUGCGUCCAUCGUGGAUAACACUCACAGGUACAGUGGCGUAAACAAAAUCUUGUAUGAACUCCAAAAAAUGCAGAAUCUCCAAGUGGAGAUUGCGGCCAAGCUCUCGCGAGAACGGUACGAGCAACGGAUGCGGACGUUCGUGGAGGCCAAUGGGGUCAGCUUUGGGGUCGUGCAAGCCAAUCCGCAGCAAGAACUCUCCUUCGAGAGCAAGAAUCAGAUAUUUGCGGCGGAUACUGGAGACAACGCGAAGGUGAGCUACUUUAAGAACGAGCUUGAGUCAAGAGAGACGAAACUCCAACAGUUGAAGGAGGAGAAUAAGAAAUUACUCGAAUUGAAUCAUGCUUUCGACGAGGAAAAAAAGUCGCGCUAUGAAAUUGCCAACUUUGUGCCUCAGACCACCCCACCCUUCUCCACCUCAACGUUCGAAGCAAUGGAGCACUUGAACCGCCGUCCGUCGCUAUCCUCGCACUCGUCUGCCUCCGGCUACGCGUUGCAGAACCCGGGAAACGCACAGGCCCCGCGCCCGCGCUAUUUCAACGCGCCAAUGGGCAACCAAGGCUACCAGAAUUCGGCACAGCAUUCGAAUCCGCAUGCGGGCCAGCAGAACCAACCGAUGAGCAGCGCCAAUGCUAGCUGGUUGUUGCAGCAGUCGUACCAGGCGCCGGUAAACGUGGCGCCGUGGAUCGAGCAGCAGGCGGCCCAGGAGUUCGCGCCGGCCGCGCACAUGCCGGAACAGGCCCACAUGCCAGAUGAGUCCGUUAGUUACGAUGAGCACGAUGAGGGUGAUGACGAAUUGAUUCCCACGGCGAUCGUGAUCAAAAACAUCCCAUUUGCGAUCAAAAAGGAGCAGUUGUUGGAUGUCAUGACAAAGCUCUCACUCCCAUUACCGUAUGCCUUUAAUUAUCACUUUGACAAUGGUGUUUUCCGCGGUUUGGCCUUUGCUAACUUCACUUCCACUGACGAAACGUCUAUGGUUGUGGACCAUCUCAAUGGGCGCGAGAUAGGCGGCCGCAAGUUGCGUGUGGAGUACAAAAAGAUGUUGCCGUUGGCGGAGCGUGAGCGCAUCGAGCGCGACAAGCGUGAGAAGCGCGGUCAGUUGGAGGAGCAGCACCGCUCGACGUCCAACGCCUCCCUCGCUUCUAUGGUUUCCAUUUCGUCCACCAACAACACCGUGGCCCCCAAGCCGCUUGCCGCAAACCCAGCCGAGCGUUUGUACGGGACGGUUCCUGUGAUGCUGAGCCUUCCAGCGCCGCCCUCACAGUUGGACUUUAACAAUCCGGAAACGUUGGAGAUGUAUGCGCAGUUUGUGUUGUUCAAGGAUGAUCAGGAAAAGACGUAUACCGAAUUGGUGUAUCCCGCAACCUUGUCUCCAGCGCAGUACAAGUGCGUGCCGCUUUUGGCCAGUUUUGUGGGGUUGGUGGAUUCGUAUGAGCAAGGGUUGGUAAUUUUGCGCCGCCGAAACCUCUUUGACCAGAGACAGAGCCGGUUCAGACAGGCCGUGACCCCACAACCGAGACAGCCAGGAAACCAAGCAACCUUGAAUGUGCAGAAUUUAUGUCAGCAGGGCCAGCAACCCCAGAUUUUGUCCCAGAGCAUCCAGAAUGCGAGCCAGCAUCCGAAUGCCAGCCAGCACCAAAAUGCCAGUCAGCACCAGAAUGUCAUGCACCACAGUGCUGUUCAGGGCGUCCAGACUGCCAGUGGCAAUGUCCAGAGCGGAAACGUUUCCGCCAAUGCACAAUACGUGAGCCAGCAGUACAACGCAGCGCCGCUAAAUGCUUCUCUUUCUUCGGCCGCGUUGUUACGCGGCACCAGAUCAUUCGCAGAUGUGCGUGUGGCACCCCAGGGGGCGUACCACUAUCCCGAGCCGCCGUCGCAACCGGGUACUCCGGGCUUGGAUCAGAACGCUCGUUUCAUCUCGUUUCAGCAGUACAACUCCUCUGGGAUGUUGCAGCCUCAACACUCGGGGAUGGGGCAUCAAUACCUCUACAACGAGUCCGUGACUGACACGGUUUCGGAAGCGUCCGCGAGCAAUGACAACUUGGCCGAGCAGUUCACAGGCCUCAACAUGAACUACAACCACGGCAGCAUGCACGAUCUCCUGGUCGAGACCAAGGGUGAGGGCGGCAUCUGGGGCCCGCCACGAUCCGGAAUGUGA